AUGAAACCCUCGUCGGUCGGCCUCCCGCAUCGUGGAGGGGUCGAGUUCCGACCUAUUCUGUUUUACUCGUUCUUUUUCAAGUCACUGAAGCUGGGGUGGCUGGGAGGGUUGGCGCAAGUCGGAAUCGCCGACUUCAUCAAGUCAAGCUACACAAAUCUGAGGGUUACUCGUGAGGACGGCGUCUAUGAUGGCAAUACCCAGCGAUCAGAUCUCGUCCUGGAGGGCUCCGGUAUCCGCACCAUCAUCGAGCUCAAGUGCGAGCGCGGCGACGUGCCCAGUCCAAAGUGGAUUGUGGACGAGAUUAUCAAAGACGCUGGAAAGCUUCAGCAGACGUUGAAGGACAAGUUUCGGCCAGUCAUAUGUUACGCAGUCGGCAUCGCAGCCACGAAGGAUGCAGACAAAGAGAUCCAGAAUGCUUUCAAUGCUAGCAGGAUUCCGCGCACAGGCUUUUAUUGUAAGGAAUCCAAAAUCUAUGUGUUCUAA
Colletotrichum abscissum is the source of this 483-nucleotide messenger RNA. RefSeq lists its product as uncharacterized. The transcript has 2 exons. NCBI's taxonomy places the organism in Eukaryota, Fungi, Ascomycota, Sordariomycetes, Glomerellales, Glomerellaceae. Bases 1 to 483 code for a protein of 160 amino acids. The record is from RefSeq and is a predicted model, not a curated record.